Messenger RNA from Paracoccidioides brasiliensis Pb18, 360 nucleotides. RefSeq lists its product as uncharacterized. The transcript is spliced from 2 exons. The coding region runs from base 1 to 360 and encodes 119 amino acids. The record is from RefSeq and is a predicted model, not a curated record.
AUGGAUCCGACUUAUUUCUCAGUCAAGCGAAAUUGGAGGUUGAUUGGCAACGAUUGGAAAUUGGUAAAUUUGGAAGCCCACAAAAACACAGUGCGCCAGCUUGAGGAUUUCAAGGACUUCCUUCACGUCUCGCAAGAGAGACAUCAACUGCACGUCAACUGCUCUGGAUUCGAACUCGAGGAAGAUCUUGAACACCGACCUCUCCUGGAAAAGAUUGACCAUCUAGCUAAACUUACCAGAUGCAAGCGACACACCAUUGCAACCUGCAGGGGAAGAUUGAGCAAUCAGUUCAAUGUAAAGGCACCUUUUCCAGAAACUGCCAGCAUCCCAAAUGAACAACUCCCUGUCAACUACGACUAG